AUCUUGCGUGUCAAAGUACGAGGUUUUGAACUGUCACCUUCUUGUGGUGGGAAUGAGGCAAAACAUUGAGAACGAGUUAUGUUAAGUAUGUAUGUUAUUGGAGUUCAUUUCGACGUUGGCUGAUGAUGGAUUCAAAUAAUUUCUUUUAUUUUAUAUACACAGUUUCUCAACAUUUAUAUAAAAUAUUUUAUAAACUUUUAAAAACGUAUCAUUACGCUCCACUCUGAUAUCAUUCCUUAGGCUUAAUUGGCAAUUUAGUUGGAAAUUUGUGCCAUCGGAAUGCUGUUUUCUACUUGUUUACAAUCAUCUGUGUUAAUGUUCAUCAUACUGCCGUCAUGAAUCAAUGUUUUGAUUGAUCAUGCUCAGGGCUUCUGCAAAUAGGCCGAUUACUCCUAAUAAAUUGGAAGCAGAAACUAAUCUGCUGCAUGGACAUUGGAGUAAAGCUGUCUACGAGAGCUUCUUUACAUCAUCUUCGGAUGACACUCUUGAUUUGACAAUCGAAGGAGGAUCGGACAACGGUCAGUUUCCAUUUAUUGGUUAUGUACCUGCUACAAAUCGAUCUAUAUCAAAAGGUGAUAUACUCUUAGAAGUCCAAGGCCAAAAAAUUGUGGGAUACACUCAAAGAGAUGUUUUGAAUUUGUUAAAGCACUACAUGAGAAAUGGUAAUUCCGUUCCAGUGAAAGCUGUCAAAGCAGGUUAUUUGACCAAAGAUUUGAGAAAUUUUUUAAAUACACGCUUCCAAAAGGGAUCAGUUGACCAUGACCUUCAAAAUACCAUCCGUGACAACUUGUAUCAGCGUACAGUUCCAUGUACUACACGUCCUCCUCGUGUUGGUGAAAUUAGUGGUGUUGAUUACACUUUUCUUAGUGUUGAAGAGUUCAUAGCAUUAGAGAGAAGUGGUAGCUUGUUAGAAAGUGGUAUUUAUGAAGGGAACCAUUAUGGUACUCCCAUGCCACCAAAGGAUAAUUAUCAUUCUCCUAUGAAGAGGAGCAAUUCAAUUGGCCCUUCUAACAGCUUAGUAUUACCAGGAGCUCAUGCUUCUUCUGAAGGAAAACGGAGACGUAACAGGUCAAAUGUGGAAGCUAUGGCAUCAAAAACUGCAGAUGUUAAUGAAUUUCCUGUACCAGUAAUAACAUGUAAUACGAGGUCUUCAACUCCAGUAUCUGGUUUUUCUUAUUUUGGCUAUCAAAAUUGUAAUUCUGUUACAACCACCGAUAGUUUACAGUGCUCAUCUGCAGUAUGUGAUUUAGGACCAUUGCCAGAGAAUUGGGAAAAAGCUUUUACAAGUAAUGGUGAACCUUAUUUUAUUGACCACAAUACAGGUACUUCACAAUGGCUUGACCCUCGAUUAUCCAGGAUUCAAAAGAAAACGAUUGAAGAUUGUGGAGAUGAUGAAUUACCUUUUGGAUGGGAAAGAAUCGAUGACCCUCAUUAUGGAACUUACUACAUUGAUCAUGUAAAUCGGCGCACACAAUAUGAAAAUCCUGUUAUUCAAGCUAGAAAAGGAAAUGAUAAUGUUUCAGCAGCUGAUAUCAGUCAUUCUUCAUCUUCAUGGCAUCGACAUUCUGACCAGACUAACCAUAGUAACCAUGCACAUAGUCUUCUAGCUGAUGUUCGGUCGGGUCAUUGGACCCGAAACAGCUCUUUAACUCAAACCUCCAAUUGCAGCAACUCUAAUGAUCCAAAUCCCCUAGCCAGCACUAAUAACAGUGAGUCUUUCCUAAUUGCUUCUUCAUCAGAUGGUAAUUCUUCCUCCUCUAAACCACCUCCUCCUCUUUCUUCACCUACUAAUAAUAUCUCUUCCUCUCCUGCUGCCACUCACCGCUUUCCUUACCUGCACUGUAUUCCUUGUCUUAAUGAAAAGCAUGAACCUUCUAAACAUUUAGCAGAUAGCAAGGUGGCGGAAGGCAACAUGGUAAUUGGUAAUGGUGCUGUUACCACUAAUCCUUCUACUAGCGAUUCUGGUAGCAGAAUGUGUGAUGGGCUUAAAGGGCAAUCAUCGGUUUCUACAGAAAGGAGUUCUUUGACACCUGGACGACAAAGUUUCUUUCAGAAUUCUGGCUCAAAUGACUUGUCACACAGACAUUCCAGUAUUUCAGACCACAAUAGUGCUUUUAAAUCAAAUAAUUUUUUUACUCGAAAUCCAGAGGAACUAUGUGGAACUUUUAUUACUACAUCUUUGGUAAAAAGUUCUAGAGGUUUAGGAUUCACUAUUGUUGGUGGUGGAAGUGGCACUGUUGGUGAAGAAUUUUUGCAAAUAAAAGAUGUUGUGCCAAAUGGUCCAGCUUGGUGUAAUGGUAAAUUACUUACAGGUGAUGUUCUUGUAAGAGUUAAUGGUGAAUGUGUUCUUGGAUAUACACAUGAGAACAUCAUUGCAUUAUUCCAAACAAUACCAGCAGGUGAAGUUGUGCAGUUAGAAGUUUGUCGUGGUUAUCCUUUACCAUUUGAUCCUAGUGAUCCAAACACUGAGAUUGUUACAACUGUUGCAGUCUCCCUUGCAAACAGCAGUCUUCCAAACAACCCAAAUGUAUAUUCUUUUAAAUCAGAGAAUUGCCAUUUACCUAACAAGUUGACAGAUAAUUGUGCCAAACCUACAGAUUCUAUGACACGAGCUGUUAAAUCCAUGCCUGAUUUAAGCUCUAAGUUAUCUGAUGUGUAUCAUCCAUCCAGAAAUAACAGUGCUGGACUUUUGAAUCCAUUUGUAGAAGAUAUGCCAAAUCAUGCAUCAAUUAGUGUUCAUUCUAGUUUUGCUAUGCCAGAAUUUUUAACUGUUGAGAUUAUCAAAGGAGCUGCUGGAUUUGGAUUUACAAUUGCUGAUAGCUCAUAUGGCCAGAAGGUGAAGAAAAUCCUUGACAGACCUAGAUGUAAGCAAUUACAAGAAAACGAUCUCUUGUGUGCAAUUAAUGGCCAUGAUGUCCGAGCACUUCCACAUACAGAUGUUGUUCAACUUUUGAAAGACUGCCCAUGUAAUGAGGCAGCUGAAAUCAUAGUUCAAAGGGGCGGAUUCUUUUCUCCAGCAAGAAAUAAAGGAAGAUCCAAGCGCUUGAGUGAAGAAGUAGCACAAUAUAACUCAGGAACUUUGAUUCAUUCUCCAUCUUUCAACAAUUCCCACCUACGGCUGAAUGGGAAAACUAAUGGCUCUUCGUACAGAAGUAAGACACCAACAGCAGAACUCUACAGUUCUAGAGAUAAGGAGCCAGUCAUGGUAGCAAGACCUAAGACUCCACUUGUGGAUACAAGAAACUGGUCAAUGUCUUCAUCAGAACAGCAAAAUAAUAAUGGAAACAAAUUUAUGCCAAAUUCAGAUCAUGAAGAGAACCCUUUAUAUAAUGCAACAUCUACUGAUUACAGCAUUUCCAAUCGGGAUUUAUUAGAAUGCAGUCCAGAAAGGCACGGAAAUCCUUCCUGGUAUUCAGACCAAGGACGAGGUCGGGACUGGCAUAAUCACAAUUAUAGGGACUCUUCACAUCUCAAUGAAGAAGAUGAUAGCUUUUCAAAAACUUUUGUGAAUAAUCCUCUAUCUGAUAAUGCUCAACAAAGUUUUACUCUGGGACUUCUUUCAAGAAGCACAUCUCAUGAAACUCCGCGAAAGCCGUCCAUUGAAACUAACAAAUAUUUUAAUAACUAUGAUUCUUGGAGAGAUAUGCAUCGUCAUGAUUCAAAUGUAAACAAUUUCAUGUUUCAACCUCUUUCAAAUGGGAAUAACUCUGGAUUAUUUAACAAUUCAUUGUUUUCCUUGAAUGAAGACAGGUUUUCCAACAGAAAUUCAAAUAGCAAUUUCAUGCAUAAUCAGUCUUUUUAUUCAUCAAAUGUACCAACGUAUCAUAUGCAGAGCCUGUCUCUUUCUAAUGUUGGUAGUUCAGGUAUUUCCUCAAUAAAAGAUUCUUUGCAGUAUAAUGAUAUGUAUAGCAACACAAUGCAGAAACAUUUUCCAAUUUCAACCUCAUCAAACACUUCCAGACUAGACCCACUUAUUCCUCGGAAGCAUGGGACAUCUUUCGAACAUGAACAGCCAAUGCCGUAUUUCAGCAAUGAUUAUAGAAAUGCAUAUCAAAAUUCUUUGUAUAAAGUAGAUGAAUCGAAAGAAAAUUGUAUUAAUUAUAUCGAUUUGACUGUUACAUUGCACAGACAAGAGAAUGGAUUUGGAUUUAGGAUUAUAGGUGGUACAGAAGAAGGUUCUCAGGUUGCUGUUGGUCAUAUUGUACCAGGAGGAGCUGCUGAUUUAGAUGGAACAUUAAAGUCUGGUGAUGAAAUAGUUGGAGUUAAUGGUCAGAGUGUUCUGAAUUCGCCUCAUCAUCAUGUUGUGCAGUUAAUGAGUGCUGCAGCUGAAAAUGGAAACGUAACUUUAAAUAUUCGGAGACCAUUAUUUACCCCAGAAAACUCCAAUUCCUCUUCAAAACCAAUUAAUGUUACUGGUCCUUAUGACGUGACUGUCACAAGGAAUGCAAAUGAAGGAUUUGGAUUUGUAAUUAUAUCAUCUAAAAGCAAAUCUGGUUCAACCAUAGGAAGAAUUAUAGAAGGCAGUCCAGCAGAACGUUGUGGCCUAUUGCAUGUUGGGGAUAUCAUAUUAGCUGUCAAUGGAAUCAGUAUUAUAAAUAUGUCUCAUGGAGAAAUUGUAAAUUUGAUUAAGGAUUGUGGCUAUAGUGUCACUCUUACUAUUGAUGAGGAAUCUAGCAAUGGUUCAUUAUCACAAAAGGGAGAUGAUGUAUCACUUGAUCAAGAAGAGUUUUAUCAAACAGUUUUCUUGCAGCGUGGUACCAAAGGAUUUGGUUUCAGUAUUCGUGGCGGUAAAGAAUUCCAUAAUAUGCCACUGUUUGUUUUGAGAAUUGCAGAAAAUGGUCCAGCACAACAAGAUGGAAAACUUAAGGUUGGAGAUCAAAUCAUUGAAAUUAAUGGAGUUUGUACUAAAGAUAUGACUCAUGCUGAAGCAAUUGAAUUGAUUCGUAAGGAAGGAAAUUCUGCGAGACUACUUAUUAAGCGAACGAAUUACACUCAUGGCAGUUUAGAAUGAAGAUUAAAAAGCAGAAGACUUCAUUAGCCUUAGAUAUGUUGUUGUAAAUCAAUUUUAAUCCAUUAUUUGAAUAUAAAUUGUGAUUUUAAACAAAAUAAUUAUUCUACAGUGUGUAUCAUAUGGGCAAAAAUUUAAAACUUAUUUGGCACAAGAUUCCAUUUAGUUUAUACAAUUAUUUUUUAUAAUAUUAUGUUUUGUACAUACUUUACAAAUUUUACAUUUAGUCAGUUUAGUAUUUUAUUUGUACUUAUUUUAUUCAUGUUAGAAAUCUGACAUCAUUUAGUGUACAUAUGUUAAUAAUUAAUAUGUUAAUUUUUAGGUUGGUGAAUCCAACACAUAUCAAAAGCACUUUACAUUAGCUUGUAUGUAGAGUUGUUCAUAAAAUUAUUCAUAUUUUUCUACUCUUGUAUUGACAAUAGUAUGUUAAUUUGUUCUUGGUUUGGUUGUAAAAUUAGAUGACAAUGUUGUAGCAGUAAGCAUUCCAUUUAUUUGAAGAGUUUUUAUUAGAAGUAUUUAUUAUAUAUGAAAUAUUUUUAUUUGAUAUUAGGUGAACUGUUUAUACAUUUAUUGUUUAUCAAUUAUGUUUUUUUAAAAACUUUUUGGGUAUUUAUUUAUUGAAGCUUUCUGUUUUUUUUUUUCUUAGGUAUUAGUAAAAAUUUUGAAUUGUAUUAAAAUUGUAAUCACAGUUUUAAAUUUUAAUUUAAGAAAAACAGAAUUAAAAUAUUGAUAUGAAUUUGUAUAUUUCAUAAAAAAUAUAUAAAAUAUCAAGACUAAAAAAUUCAAUUUUUGUUUUAGUUGCUAUCAAUUUAUUUGCUAAAUCUUUAUAGAUGUUUUUUUUAUUUUUUUAAUGCAAAUGGAAAAUUGUAAACUAUGCCAGCCUUAGGUCUUAGUCUUUAAUAAAAUUUAAUAAAAUACUCAUAUCAGUUUUCGAUUUAUUUCAUAUCUGCUGCUUGGUCACUAAAUUUUUUUUUGUCAGAAGUCUGUAUGUUAAAAGAGAAUCUGAAAUGGCAUUUUACUUUUGAAAUACACUUUCCUUCCCAUUUGGGAAUUAGAUGAAUUUAUUCCAUUCAUCUAACAAAUCAUAACUACAAUUAAGUCUUUUCCUAAAAGAAUAUUACAACUUCAGAAUUAAUAAUAUAAAGUUCUGAUAAUUGGUAAUUACAGAAUUUGUCAAUGAAAAUAGAUUUAUAUAAUUGAAAGUUAAUUUUCCAAAUUAAUGUUUCUGUUGCAUAAUAAUUAAAAAAAAAUUAACUUUCAAGUUUAUCACAGUAAAUUGAAGUUAAAUAUUUUUUUAUAGUUAGUAAUUUCAUAUUAAUUGGUAUUGGUAAAUAAAUAUACAUAUGCAGUAUUAAGAAAUAGAAAUACAUCUGUUUCAAACUACAGUCAAAUAUAGUCUUAUGCUAUAAUUCUUAUCAUAAUUAUAUACAUCAUUAACAUUUUUUUACAAUAAAAAAUGUUUAAUUGUGUUUUAAGAAUUUAUUUUUUUAAGUGUAAUUAAUUUGUCUAACGUAACAAAAAUGAAAAAAAUUAUUUUAUGAACAAAAGAUAUUAUAUGGAAAAUAUUAUCUACAAAUGUGUUUUGUGUUCACAUUUUGCACUGUUUAAAGAUUACACAUUAUACCUGUUACUCGUUAAAUGCAUUUAAUAAAAUUUCUGCUUUUUAUGAAGUAUAAUUUAAAAUAUUUAUUCAUGAAAAAUUUGUAUAAUAGCAGCAAUCAUUCUUCUUUUCUGUGUAUAGAAAAAGAGCACUGGUUUUACAGAAGUAUUUAUUAUAUGCUAUAUAUAAGAGUUUUUUCAUGGUAGGGCUAUUUUUAUAGAAAAGAUAUUGAAACGAUGAAAUCAUUUGAUGACCAGUGAUAAUUUUAUUAAAUAAUUAUUGCGUGAUGGAAGAAAAUAUUUUUAAAAUUGUAGUUUGUAAUUUUGUCUUCCAAUCUGUGAUAACAGAAUGAUUGAAUUACAUUCCUUAAUUAUUUAGAUCUUGGAGAUAUUUUGAUUUUUUUUAAUUGCACAGUUUCCCACUGUCCAUUAUUGUUUUAAAGUUAAUUUAUUUUUUUAAUAUUUAUUUGGAGAAAAAAAUGCAGGACUUGAAUUUUCAAGUAUAUAUAUAUUUUUUUCUUGAUUUUAAUUAUUAAAUUUUGUUUGUAAUUCGUGCUAGUUUUGUUCUUUUUAACUGAGAAUUUUGAACUAUCAGAUGUUUACCAAUAUUUUAUCUUUUGAGAAUGGCUUGGCUCAUUUUAUUACACAUUUUUCUUUUAACUGAAAUUUCAGCCAAAUUCUAUUUGCCAAAAAGUAAUUGUAAGAAAUUGUUGACUUGAGGAGGGGGAUGCAGAUGUGUCUUGUUUUUGUUAAUGUUUUUAUUUACAGUACAUCAUUUACAUUUUUGUAAUAUAUAUACAUUUGUUAUUUUGUCAGAGCCGUAACAUUUAACAUGUUGUCUGGUAUUUAAUGUAAAUGGUUUAUGUUAAAAUAUUGUUAAGGUUUUUAAUUAAAAGUGUUUAUUCAUUAUUCAUAACAAAAUUUGUGUUCUUUUAUAGGAAUUGGUGCCUUUUAUCUAUUUUUUGUGAAGUAUUUUUAUUUCAAGUGUUUGUUUUUUAGUUUACGUUUGUUUCUUUAAAUUGUGUAAAACAAUUCCGUCUGUACA
This is a messenger RNA of Argiope bruennichi, 7652 nucleotides long. Its product is annotated as membrane-associated guanylate kinase, WW and PDZ domain-containing protein 1-like. The transcript is spliced from 21 exons. The record is from RefSeq and is a predicted model, not a curated record. Gene Ontology annotation, cellular component: cytoplasm. Lineage: Eukaryota; Metazoa; Arthropoda; Arachnida; Araneae; Araneidae. Gene Ontology annotation, biological process: signal transduction. Gene Ontology annotation, molecular function: protein binding. Bases 359 to 5011 code for a protein of 1550 amino acids.